AUGGAGGAAAGAACGCAAGGCUACUAGUAUAUAUUAACAUGCUAGGGUUAGGUUUAAGUUGAGAAUACGAAAGAGUCGAUCAAAAUUUCUAGUCUCCCUAUAAUAAUUUUAAUUUUUUUAUAAUUUGAAGAAUGAUGAAAAAGAGGCAAGUGGUGGUGAGAAGGAACACCGGUGGAUCAUCGACGAGGACAAGGAACAUACGAUACGUUGAAUGUCAGAGAAACCAUGCGGCAAAUAUCGGAGGCUACGCCGUCGACGGCUGCCGUGAAUUCAUGGCAAGUGGAGAAGAUGGGACCACCGCCGCCCUUACUUGUGCAGCUUGUGGAUGCCACCGGAAUUUUCACCGGAGAGAAGUUGAUGUCGGCGAAGUUGUUUCUGAGUCUUAUUAGCGAUCAUGUUUCGUCAAAAACAAAAUUAUUGAAUUAAAGGUGAGUUUUAUUAAUUAAUGUAUCAGAGUUGAUAAAAUUUCAUUGUGGUUUGUGCUUGAAUAUUUGUGUAUAAUUUGAUGUACAAAAUUGAUGAAUUUCCAGCUAAAAGAAGAAUCUUUCUUGUAACUCAAACAAGAUUUAUAAAAAGUAUUACUCAUCAGAAGAUUUUAUUUA
This is a messenger RNA of Solanum dulcamara, 602 nucleotides long. RefSeq names its product mini zinc finger protein 1-like. Lineage: Eukaryota; Viridiplantae; Streptophyta; Magnoliopsida; Solanales; Solanaceae. Gene Ontology annotation, cellular component: nucleus. Bases 132 to 389 code for a protein of 85 amino acids. Gene Ontology annotation, molecular function: DNA-binding transcription factor activity; transcription cis-regulatory region binding. The transcript has a single exon. Gene Ontology annotation, biological process: regulation of developmental process; regulation of DNA-templated transcription. The record is from RefSeq and is a predicted model, not a curated record.